Molecule: messenger RNA, 1062 nt
Organism: Xiphias gladius (swordfish)
Lineage: Eukaryota; Metazoa; Chordata; Actinopteri; Istiophoriformes; Xiphiidae
Product: leucine-rich repeat transmembrane neuronal protein 4
Cellular component (GO): extracellular matrix
Molecular function (GO): protein binding
Source: RefSeq, a predicted model, not a curated record
AUGGAUUACAGCCAGACUGACCUACUGUACAGCCCUGUGGCUGUUCAGCCAGCCAUGCACCAGACAUGUGAUUUACUGUCCAGACUCAAUGAGCUACAGCUGUAGUACAACCGCAUCCUGGAGCUCCAUCCUGCUCUGCUCACUAAACUCAAGUCACUAAAGAACUUGCACUUGGAGCACAGCGCUCUGAGGUUCCUUCCCACAGGACUUUUCCACAGGAUGAGUGACCUCAGUGACAACCACAUCAGCCCUCUGCGUCACUCAAUCUUCCAUGGUUCGGUGACAGUAUAUUCGCUGACGCUCUCUCAUAACCAUCUCUCCCGUUUACACUCAGACCAGUUUAGAGAGCUUAUCGGUUUAAAAGAUUUAAAACUAGACGGAAACCGUACGGGUAAACUUCCUACAAGCCUGUUCAUGAAUCUAGCAAAUCUUUCAACACUGGAUCUGGUCAACAAUCACCUCUCAGGGCUGUCUUCUGAUGACUUUGUAGGGUUAACCCACUUUAAAGAGCUCAGUUGGAACUAUCAGCUCCAUGACAUCCCUUUCAACGCCUUCCAUCUCUUCCACAACCUCCGCAGGCUUUUGCUAAGGAACAAAUGACUGGAUAGUUUACACCCUCACUUCUUUGCCCGGCUUUCGAAACUAGCAGAACUAGACCUGGAUGGAAACAAGCUGGAUGACUGGCAGCCUAAUGGCUUUCAAGGACUUACAAACCUCGAGAAAUUGAGUUUGAAGUCCAACCAGAUCAGAACAGUGGAGAGUGGGGCUUUGUAGCCUUUGAGAAAGCGUAAUGCUGUCCGUCUGUCAGGUAAUUUGUGGGACCGUACCUGUGCAAGUGUUGUCUACAAGACAAGCUAGGAGAUCUGCUUCUUCUGCUCUUCUCGGGACGGUUUCUCCAAAUGUUUAUCACCCCUUACUGAGGAUACAGCCCUCUCACACCCAGCAAUGCCUCCCUUGUCACAAGAUUACUGCACUGCAAAUGCUGCAAGCGGCUAAUCACCUUCAUUUCCUCUAGAUGCCAAUCUGCUCACAAUGUUUCUCAUAGCUGUCAGCUCAUCGUGA